GGUAUUAUCGUCUUUUCCGGUUCAAUGAAUGUGUAUAUAGUUCCUUCGUUUUCGCCUAUCAACGCGUUGCCUUUCAGCAAUCGAAUUUGAUUGAGAUUUUUAUUUUGAAGCAGAAGCCGAAGGGGUUGCAGUUGACGAUGGCUGUUCCUGACAAGGACCCAAGAGAGGAAGUGAUUCAGGCAUGGUAUAUGGAUGAUAGUGAUGAAGAUCAGAGACUUCCUCAUCACCUUGAACCAAAGCAAUAUUUGUCCCUCAGACAACUUGACGAACUUGGAGUUCUGAGCUGGAGGCUAGAUGCAGACAUAUAUGAAACAGAUGAGGAAUUGAAGAAGAUACGUCGUGAUCGUAAUUACUCCUACAUGGAUUUCUGUGAGGUCUGCCCAGAAAAGCUUCCUAAUUACGAAGAGAAGAUUAAAAACUUUUUCGAGGAACACCUUCACACUGAUGAGGAGAUCCGUUAUUGUGUGGCUGGGAGUGGUUAUUUUGAUGUUAGAGAUCUAAAUGACAAAUGGAUUCGCAUUUGGGUAAAGAAGGGAGCAAUGAUUGUCUUGCCUGCAGGAAUUUAUCAUCGCUUUACUCUGGAUUCUGACAAUUACAUCAAGGCUAUGCGGCUCUUUGUUGGUGAUCCUGUCUGGACUCCUCACAACCGUCCCAAUGAUCAUCUUCCCGCAAGGAAGGAGUAUCUCAAAAGUUUUGUGGAGAAGGAAGCUGGUAAUCAAGCCGUUGACGCUGCAGCUUGAAAUUUCCCUACUUGAGCGUCCAGAGGUUGAAAUCAAGUCUUGGGCUAUCGAUAGAUGUUACUAUUUGUAUUGUCGGGUAUGCAUGUCCUUUCUUGGAUAUAUCCAUGGGUUGUCAUGCUUUGCUAGCAAUGCCUUGCUUAUGCGAAAACUUGAAUAUUUAUGCUCGGUGUUUUUCGUGUACUGUCUCUGAAAUAUAUGUAAUUUUAGCGUAUGAUAUAGAUGGAAUAAACAAAUCGGGAGUCAUUGCGCAUAUUUUGCCCGAUUAUCCGGGUAAUUCUGGUUUUGCUUGCAAA
Messenger RNA from Benincasa hispida (wax gourd), 1033 nucleotides. Its product is annotated as acireductone dioxygenase 2-like. The record is from RefSeq and is a predicted model, not a curated record. Gene Ontology annotation, molecular function: acireductone dioxygenase [iron(II)-requiring] activity. NCBI's taxonomy places the organism in Eukaryota, Viridiplantae, Streptophyta, Magnoliopsida, Cucurbitales, Cucurbitaceae.